UGACGACAAGAAGCUCUCGGGACGAUGGCGAUGGAGAACCGACUGGCGACGCGCGAGGGCGGCAACUCAAACCUGCCGCGGGUCGGCGGCGUGGCCGGCGACAACGACAACGAGGACGAGAAGGUCUACUACGGCUUCGGCGUCUUCAUGGGGCUGCCGCUGGCCGACCUCAAGGCCAUGAAGGACGACUUCGUGGAGCAGCAGGCGUUCACGGGCGGCCCCCCGCGGCGCGCUCUUCCGUCCUCCGCCGUGAUGGACGGACGCACGCACCGCGUGGAGGACGAUGAAAGUGGAGGCUACGACCGGCAGGGGGACGCGCGCAUGGGGGCGUCGCACGCGCAGCAGCAGCAGCACGCGCGCAAUAACGGCUACGAGCGCCAGCGCGGUGACGGCCAGCAGCGCGAGUACGCGGGCGAGCGGGGUGCCAGGUACGGUCAGGGACCGCCGAACGGAGCUGAGCGCGGCGACCGCGGUGAUGACGACGGAAACAUGGACAGCGACGAAGGCGACGAAUUCGACCAGAAGUCGCACUCGCUCAACUUCAUCCUGCACUAGGUAGAGACAUGUGAAGGCUUAGGAGGAAGAGGAGAGAGUGUAGCCGAGCAGGAUACAUGUAAUAUAUAGAGGGGCUUUCACCGCUC
Messenger RNA from Phytophthora sojae, 641 nucleotides. RefSeq lists its product as hypothetical. The record is from RefSeq and is a predicted model, not a curated record. The transcript has a single exon. Lineage: Eukaryota; Oomycota; Peronosporomycetes; Peronosporales; Peronosporaceae. Bases 25 to 555 code for a protein of 176 amino acids.